UUCACAGGUCUCUAUACCGCUCACUCCAGCAUUCCUCUGUCUGGGUCUCCAUCUGACUCCUGGCCCCAUCACACAGACUGCAUCCAGGCUAAUGAGCAGUGCAUCGCUGACGCAACUUGCAGUUCCAGAUUUAGGACUCUGCGACAGUGUCUAACAGGCAGGGACAGGGAUGUCCUGCUCUCCGGUCUGGAGUGUAAAACUGCUCUGGAGGUUCUACAGGAGAGUGCCCUGUACAUGUGCCGCUGUCGGAGAGGAAUGAAGAAAGAACUUCUGUGUCUACAAACGUACUGGGGCAUACAUGCGGGCUUGACUGAGGGGGAUGAGUUUUAUGAGUCAUCACCAUAUGAACCAGUGACCUCCCGUUUGUCUGACAUUUUCCGUGUGGCUUCAAUCAACUCUGGCACAGAACCAUCCGUAUCCAGGCAGAAUGCCUGCCUUGAUGCAGCCAAGUUUUGCAAUGUGAAUGAUGCCUGCAAGAAGUUCCGUUCUGCCUUCAUAUCAGCCUGUAACCCUCCAGUUGAUGAGCAGUGUAACCUUCGCAAGUGUCACAAGACCCUCCGCACCUUCCUGGAGAAGAUUCCUUCAAACCUGACCUACCCACUCCUCUUCUGCCCCUGCAAAGAUAAGCCAUGUGCUGAGCGGAGACGUCAGACCACAGUGCCAAGCUGCUCCUUCAUUCGCCCUGAACUUCCUAACUGUUUGGAAAUUUGGGGCAACUGUAGACAAGACCCAGUGUGCAGGUCUCGGUUGGCAGACUUUGUUACUAACUGUAAGAGCUCUACUCAGACUGCGAGCGGUUGUGUGCGUGAUAACUACUCAGCAUGUCUUGGAGCUUAUGCAGGGCUGAUCGGGUAUGAUGUAGCUCUGAACUUCCUGGACUCGGACCCCCAUUUACUUUCCAUUGGGCCCUGGUGUUCUUGUAAGGGUAGUGGAGAUCAGGAGACUCAGUGUGAACUAUACCUAAAAGAGUUCACUCAGAACCGCUGUCUGCAAAAUGCAAUACAAGCCUUUGGCAAUGGAACAGAUGUUGUCCACAAACAGAACCGCCCUAGAACCCCUCAAACCACCAUCUCUUCCUGGGCUGAGAGGAGAAACCUUCUGCCAGACAACCAGAGUGACAGCAAUACCCUCUAUGAGGCCAACCCCCGCUAUGUGCAACUCUCUCCAGGAUAUGAAGAAUGCCAGCUCCCCGGAACUCACAAUCUGUGUUUCUGAGUCACAGCUAAACGCAGACCUUUCACCAGACUUAAGGAUAUAUGAAGACUCGGGUACUUUUUGCCACAAGGCGAGCAUUUUCUACAUUGGCAUCAUUCUCUAUCUCACUGCCUUAUUCUGA
Messenger RNA from Staurois parvus, 1336 nucleotides. NCBI's taxonomy places the organism in Eukaryota, Metazoa, Chordata, Amphibia, Anura, Ranidae. The record is from the annotation of a GenBank genome assembly.